Messenger RNA from Phytophthora nicotianae INRA-310, 144 nucleotides. RefSeq lists its product as hypothetical. The transcript has a single exon. Lineage: Eukaryota; Oomycota; Peronosporomycetes; Peronosporales; Peronosporaceae. The record is from RefSeq and is a predicted model, not a curated record. The coding region runs from base 1 to 144 and encodes 47 amino acids.
AUGCGCAUGCGUUUUUCUCCAAGCAGAGAUCCCUGGCGCCACCGCGUGCGCACGCACGCGAUGCUGGAGGCUUCAGGAACCGUUUACGUCUGUCGAGCAUCGAUGGCUCGAGGCGCCGAGACUGUGGCAGCGGGUGUUCUCUAG